AUGGAAGGCCGGGAUUUAGCGGCUCCGGCCCACCUCCUCUCGGAGCGGGGCGCCCUGGUGCACCGAGCCACCUCUCGGAUCGCCCCCUCCGGCCACAGCUCCGUGCAGCACGCCGGUCACUUCCCCGCGGGGAAGUAUUACCCGUCACACAUACCGAUGGCUCCCCACUCAGGCAGCGGAUUGAUGGGAAAUUCCUCGGCCUCCUUCAUGGGGACCUUUUUGGCUAGCAGUCUGGGCUCUCCCCCUUCCCACCCGUCACACCAUUCCCGGCCGCCUUCCUCGCCUUCCUCGCCCUCCUUCCGGGGCGGACCCCAUGCCAGCGCGUCGCAAAUCUGGUUCUCUCAUUCGCAUGAAGACCCCGGGUAUCCCCGGUUCUCAGGGAGUUUGGCCCACACUUUUCUUCCCAUGAGCCACUUGGAUCACCACGCCAAUAGCGGAGUUCUCUAUGGUCAGCACCGUUUCUACGACACUCAAAAAGAGAACUUCUACAUUCGAGGCCUCCCAUCACAGCCACCUCUCAUCUCAACUAAUCACAGUCUGCCACCAAUGACGAGGGCGGGCUCGACUCUCCCCCAGGGGCCUUGCAGCAGAGAAAGAGAUCCAGGCGGUGGAACCAGCCUGCUGAAGAGUCUUAAAGAAGGAACUGUGGAAAGGGGUGUGGGACCUGUCAAAGACAAGGAGAGGUCAAAUAGCAAACAGGAGGCAAAGGAAAGGCAACAACAACAGCAACAUCAACAACAACAGCAGCACCACAGCCACCAGACCGGCCAGCCCACGCACCACCAUCACCACCAUUCCCACACGCAUCAGCAACACCCACACUAUCCACAACACCCACUGCCCUUGGAGGAGAUCAACAGCCGGGCCUUGGAGAGGCACAAGGCAUCGCUACCAAUGGAAUACAAUAAGGAUCCACAAAUGAUGGGCAAGCCCUUGAGCGCUUGCUUGCACAAUGGCAAGAUGCAAAAUGGAGAGACGGGAAAUGUGGGCGGGCCCAAGACAUCGAUGUCCACUUGCGGAGGGGAGGGCGCGGCCCUCGGAACUAUCGGCGGUGCAGGGAACGGUCACGGCCGACAUUUGGGCUCGGGCGGAAAUAGCCGCUGCACCAAAGAGGGGAUCAGUGGAGAGAUGCGCAUCAGUGAGCAACCCUCAGAUUGCUUAGAAAGGGGCCAGGCACCACUACAUCACUCCUUGUCUUACCCCGUACCCCCGCCCUUACAGUUGGCAUCUUCUGGAGGGACACACCCCCAUCCACAUCCACACACUCACCCCCAUACGCACGCACACCCAGGAGGCUUUCACUGCCUUCAACUUCACCCGAGCCAUCCGCACCAUCCGCAUCCUUCCCACCAUGCUCACCACCACCCGGAAUUCUUUUGCCCGCCCCCUCCCGCCCCGCUAGGUAACACUGCCUCGCAAGCAAACGCAGGGCGUGAAGCUAAAAUCACCGGGCCUACCUUUGUGCCAUCUGUGGCGGACGCAGGGGAUAAACACGGCGGGCCGUUCCAGCUCGGCAACUCCGACUGCCAGAUUAUAGGCAACGGAGGUGGAAAUACUAAGGACAAAAAUAUGGACAAAAAUGGAAGUGGCGGACACCACAGUAGUUGGCAUAGAAAACAACAACAGCAGCAGCAACAGCAACAACACGCAUACAGAAAGUCAGAAAAGGCUCCGGACUGGAUGCAAUCGCACCACCAUCAUCUCCAAGCCUCCCAGCUUCCUCCACCUAUUCAGCAACAACAACAAGCACCUCCACAACCCCAGAAGCAGCACCAGGUUGCACGUUCACGCAGUGUUGAGUGUGUCAACAGUGCUGUCGACAUGGACAUGUUCAGACCCUCUUUGCCCCAGGGACCGAAGAGCGGACACUCUGUCCCACAUUCUGUCAACACUUCUCCUUACAGAGACUGUUCUCAUCCAGGACCCCCACCAAAUUCCUCCCCUCUGGGAAACAAAAACAUGAGUCAGCACAGUGGCCCUGGCGGUAGCUGCUCCUUACAGAGAGACGGGCAAAAAGUAGCCAGGAUUCGCCACCAGCAGCACGGACGACCCGGCACGGAUGCUAUUUCUCCGGGCGAGCUAAACCAGGAGAUGAAACGAAAAAUGGACAUGUCCGCUUACGCUUACAACGGAGGGCAGCAGCAGCAGCACCACCAGCAGCAGCAGCAACAGCCUCCAGUGCCGCAGUGGGCUAUGAGACCCCCUCAGCACAUGCCACACAAUGAGGAAGAACAGAGAAAGUCCUACAUGGAGUUAGGAAGCAGUACUAUGCAACAUUCACAGCAACAGCAGCAAAGAAUGAAUCCGCUUCCUCAGCCAGCGCCUGCACCUCCUGUCAGUCGGCAACAGCCGCAACAACAACAACAAUCUGAGCCUCAGGGCUCAACUCGAGGGGAGAGCAGUGCCAUGAAAAGCUUACUCAAGUAUAGCAAUCAGCAACAGCCUCAGCUCCUCUCUCAGAAGACCCCCUUUGGCGGUCUGGGAAGCCUGAAAUCAGGGCCCGCCGGGGGAAGCUGCGCCCUUCAGAUUAACAAGCAGACUACUCUACCCACAAGAAAGGGUCCCGUUAAUGACAACGAGCGUCCCGAUUACAGCGGACGACAUCGGGAUAUCGGCGAAGCGGGUCACGGGGAAGGCGAGGUGCGGCAGCCGCCGGUCGGAAUCGCCGUGGCAGUGGCCCGACAACGGGAACCGUCGUGUCGCUCGUCGGACGCUCAUUCUGCCGGCAGACACGGCAGGGUGCAUCCCACCGUUAAAGGACCAGCCCACAGCAUGUAUCCCUCAGAUCCCGCUACUGAGCAAGAGAGGAAAAUGAUGAGCGGGGAACAGUUAGGUCUGACGUGUUUGGACAGGGACCGAGACGCAUAUAUCAGAGAUAAUAAGGAGAGGGUGGAGUUUUCAAGGAUUCAUCCCUCCAGCAGCUGUCACGGGGACCUGACUUCUCAUCUUAUGGUCCCUGGCGGGACUUCCCUCCAAUCUGGCCAAUUAGCAGACCCUGCUGCACAUUCUGCUCACCAUCACUGGAUGCCAAGAACUGGAAGCCCGUCCCUUUGGAUGACAGGGCACUCUUAUGCUGGUAUAGGUCAUACGGCCCUGCACCAGAACCUUCCUCCCGGUUUCUCCGCCGCCAUGCCAGGGCCCCUCCAACCGGUCCUGCCCCUGCCUCAAGAUCCUUCCGCCCAGUUGGUGGUCCUGCCCACGGACGCCCCUAACCAUCCUGCACCCCACCACCUUGAUGUGAUGGAACAGCCGGGGCUUUGGCCCCCAGUGUACGGCGCCCGGGGCCCAGCCUCCCACAUGCAGCAUCCUGGCGUGUACUCUCGAUCCCAGUUUCUACGGCAACAGGAGCUGUACGCGCUUCAGCAGCAUCAGCAGCUCCAGCACCAAAGCCACCAACCACAGCAAACGCACGCACAGCCUCAUCAAGCCCAGCAGCAGCAGCAGCAGCAGCAGCAGCAGCAACAACAACAGCACAAAUCUGUGCACGGCUUGGAUAUGCAACACCAAGCCCUUCACAAUUCACAGAUGCAGAAAAGGACAGAUGAAGCGACCGUUGACUUGGAGGAACUCCUCCCCAAACAAAGGCCAUCUAAAGCAUCUAAGCCCUAUUCUUACAACCCCCCUCAAAGGAACACUUCGCCCGCCGGAGCCUGCGCCGCUCACUUAUCCCCUUGUUGCCAGUCCCCUUCCAUGCGUCCGCAUCCCAAAAGCACCCCUUCCACACCUUGCCCCGCCCCCAGCCCCGCCGUCACGGCCCCCCACUCGCCGACAAUUAGCCCGGCCCCGUCCCAGAUGCCCAAAGGGGCCGACCCCCAGGAUAAGCGAGGGGAAGGCCAGCCUCCGCAAGAUUACCCGCAAUCUUUGGAGCCUGACCUGCCUCCUGGAUACACCUAUUCUGCUGUCACAAUGGGCUACAGGAACGGGCCAUCUCCGCAGGAUAUUCAGCUGGCGGAGCCGGCCGACCUGGAAGCCAUCCAAUCCGAGCCCUCCGAGCACACUCCUCGGUCUCUCGCCGGCCUGGGCGAGGGGCUGGAAUGCCGAGCGGUGGUCACGCCUCUCCCCGAGCCGCUCGCGCCCAAGGAAUUGGAGCAGGCUGACCAGGGGAGCAUCAUCGAGGGAGUCCUGGACCAGAGGGAGGAGGCGGAGGCAGCGGUGGUGACCGUAGCCAACUAUGGCUCCGGGGAUAACGAGGUGGAGGAGCAAGGGCCCGCAGAGGAAGAGGUUCUCGUCUGCCCCCAGGUUGACAGUCCGGUGUGCGAGGCCGCUUCUUGUCCGGUGCCCCUUUGCGCGGAUCAACCCGAAAGAUCGGAUGCUGUCAUCACCCUGGACGAUGAUGAUGAGCCUAUGGUUCAGGAGAGCCAGGUGGAGCAUGUUAUGCCAGAAGAGCAGAAGCCGGUACCGGACACCUUGGAACUGAACCCCGGAAUCCCCGCAGCCGUUGAGGAGCAACUCGCAUUUCCGGAAGAUGUAAAGGAAGGCAACAAGCUAGCCGCUGACAGCGCCUCGUCGGAUACGGCACAUCUUUCCCCUGACGCGUCGUCCGUCCCUAGCCCGAGCCUAGCGACCGCCACGGAAUCCCAGAAACUUACCGUGCCCUGCUACUGGAGCCUGGAGCUGCUCAUUGCCGCGGCUUUCUGCACAGACGUGCCGCCGUUUCCCUUGCUACCUUUAAAUGCACCGUCAGUCCCCCCGACGCAGCCCAACCCGUGCCAGGGAAUGGAGCUUCUCAGUGAGGUGGCUGACCUGGAGCUACAACAGAAAAGGCACCGCAGUGGGGAAAGUCAAGAGGAAGAGUCGCUGAUGUUUGACCUCCACAGCCUCGCCACUCUGGCGACCGCCCGAUCGCUGGAAACAAGUUCACAGAAAGACAACGCCGUUUGUCCCGACCGUCAGUUUCCAGUCCGCAAAACCUUCAACUUGCGUCGAAAAUGCAGCUGGACGCCCCGAAACGAACCGGUGUGCCAAGCUAAAGGCAGUAUGGAAACAAUGGACGGUCCCGAGCUGGAGAUGCGCGUCAAGUUGGCCGAGCUUCAGCGCCACUACAAAGAGAAGCAGAGGGAGCUAGUGAAGCUACAAAGGAGGCACGAUCACCAAAAAGAGGAAACGCCACGGAGCCCGGCACGAAGGGGGCCGGGACGACCCAGGAAGAAGAAGCAGCCCAUCCUGGCCGCCGGCUCGGUGUCAUCAGAAUGCCAAAGAAAAGUCAAGCCGAUGGUGGCGGGGCAUUCCCUGACGCCCGAGGAGCUCGGAGGGGGAGGAGACGGCCAAAGAAGGAAGAAGAGGCCGUCCAGUCGAGGCUUGGAGCACCUUGGCAACACCCAGAUAAAAGCGCAAGUUUGCAGGAAAAGUACUCCUCAAGGCGUCCCGGUUUCGAAGCUACCCUCCGACGUAGCGCAGCUCAAACACAAGAGCCAAGGUAAAAAGAUUCUCUCAGGGAUGCGCCACAGGGACGAGGAGGUUUCGCCGAGCAACUCGAAGCACGGACACGGAAGCCAGGCCGGCAGGCGAGACAGCGAUACAGCAGGUAGCGUGGACAGCGGCCCCCAAGAGAGUUGGGCCGGAGACGCGCACCGCAAAGCUAAAAAAGGGACACGCGAGUCCGCUCAUCACAGCAAGACGGCGGCGAGGGCUCACCGCGGACAGAGACGGGAGUCACUGGGAGACAGUUCCAAUCUUGAGAGUGAUUCCUCGGAUCAAGCAGAAGAGGAAGAGGAAGGCAGUAAUGAUAGCGACGAAGGUCAAGACCUCCGAGCCCACCCGGCAAAAGACGUGAGCUCCAGCUCUUCCGUGACGGGCCCCAGUCCUUCGUCAAUCGUGAAACUAGAGGCCAAUCAAAAAGCCAGGAACAAAAAACAGAGACAGGAGCUUUACGGCUCCCAUAGCCUUUCUGGCGCAGAAGGCGAGGUCAAAGUACGAAAGAAGAACCCCCGUCGGCCCGGCGCUGUCAAAAGCCGCCGCGAAGACCGUGGCGCAGAGGGGCUCAAGAGACCGCGCGCGCCAAGGUACAAGGAACCUCGAUGGGGAAGCAACAGAAACAACCGAUUCCGAUGGAGCGCGGGGAUGCCCAACUUUCCGACAACGAGCGAGAGGUUGAAGAGGGCCACGCGUAAAAACACCAUGUUGAGGGGAACAUAUAACAAGAUCCGCCCCUGCGUAUCAGGGCAGAAGACAUUUGAAAUUAAUUACAAUAUUUAUCUCAUCAUUGACGGGCAGACUAAAGGUCGAGCCGUUAGUCGUCUUCUAGAAAGCUUCGCGGCAGACGAGGGCUUUCAGAUGGAUGGCAGCAGCUUCUCGGAAGAGGAGGAGGACGACAAAAGUGAUUCGUGCAGCAAGAACCCUGAAGUCCCGAAUUGUGUCUUGACCAAAGAACUCUUAGCGGAUGGACUGAAGAUCCUGGUCUCGAAGGAAGAUGAGCUACUAUACGCUGCCAAGAUCCACACCAUGGAUUUCCCAGAUAUAUAUAGUGUCACCAUUGAUGGGGAAAGAGGAAACCGUGCAAAAAUCUAUUCACUGGAGCAGUUGCUUCGGGAAGCUGUCCUGGACGUACGUCCCGAGUCGGAGGCUAUGCUAAAAGACGGAACCCGGGUGUGCGCUUAUUGGAGCGAACGCUCACGGUGCUUGUACCCUGGCUAUGUUCGUAGAGGACUUGCAACUGAUGAGACGAAGCCAGGGGUAAUGGUAGAGUUUGACGACGGAGACAGGGGGAAGAUUUCUGUACCAAACAUCCGCCUGCUUCCGCCAGGAUAUCAAAUACACUGUGAGGAGACAUCUCCCGCUAUGUUUGUACCCACUGGAAGUCAGCUCAACAAAGCCACGAGUUUCAAUCAUGCACUCAACUCUAUCAAUCCUGACAAAACCAACCAACCAUUAACUCUUACAAAACGAAGACCAGGGCGACCAAAAGGAUCUGGAAAAAAGCAAAAGCAACAACAGCUGGCUGAAAACACCAAUAAAAAUUCUUCCCCAUUUUUGGCGUGGCCUUCAUUGAUCGGCGCCAGGAAGAGGACACCUCACAAUCUAUUCCAGCUCAACGGGACGCCGAAAAAGGCAGCGAAAUUGAGGGAAGACGACUCAUUUGCCUUAGCUCGGAUCCAACCGCUUGCUUCCACCCAAUCCAAAGGGCUUUUCAGCAGUAGCUCCUUUGAGGUGGACUCCUUUAGUAGCAUUGCAAACGGCUACUCCUCCUUCUGUACUAAGUCCACGGGAUCGCGUCCGGAUUUGUCCGUCGCUCCUAAAAGUGGGCUUUGCGGACAGAGACGAAGACAAGACGAGUCGGUGGUAUCGAGGAGCAAAAAGUCGGGACAAGAGUUUCUGGUCAAGUUGGAUCACGAAGGAGUGACAUCCCCAAAGACCAAGAACAGCAAAGCUCUAUUGCUGAGAGGCGGCUCCAGUGUUAUACCCAAGACGGAAGCUUAUUCCCAUCCGGUCCUUCUUGUGAAAGACAACAAAAAGGCUGACAACUCCAGGGUGGAACUUCUACUGAAAGGAAGCGCACCGCAAAGAAAGCUUUCCCCAUCAUUGCAUCCUGGAGAUUACGCAGACUUGGGCUUCAGUUCGCACCGAGUCUGUCAUAGCUCCUACUCUGAUCUGGAUGACGAAGAGGACGAAGAGCAAGAGAGGAAAAGAGCUGCGAUUUCGUUAGCUUCGGGGGGUCUGAGGACAGCCGGCCAUUUCCUCUCUCAUCUCUCCGCUUCGUCCUCGUCCUCCGGUUCGUCCAGUUCCUCUUCCUCCGGCUCAAUAUCGAGCUCAAGCCUGUGUUCCUCUGACAACGACUCCUCCUACAGCUCAGAAGAUGAGGAAAGUUCUUCGCUAAUGUUGCAGAAUUGUAUGUCUUCUCACCGAGGACUACUGCGACCCGGAGAUGCUUCCACUUCCUCACGGCAACAUUCGUAUGUGGCUAAAGCCUUGGCUGUUAACAAUACCAAAGGACUGCCUAACCAGCACGUCUCCAACAGUAAAUCUCUAAAGAGGAAAGAGUGCAGCGCUUCCAUUUCCAAAUCAUCCAGAGAAUUUGCGAAGAAACCCAGAAUGCUGCCGGAUGGCGUCUCGUAUAUUCCGAGACCCAAGAUGUCCACAUUCCUUGCGGGACGCCAGACGUGGAGGUGGUCUGGCAGCCCUACGCAGAGGCGAGGUUUAAAAGGUAAGGCCAAGAAACUGUUCUACAAGGCCAUCGUGAGGGGAAAAGAAGCAGUGAAAGUGGGGGACUGUGCCGUGUUCCUAUCCGCCGGACGCCCUAACCUACCGUACGUUGGUAAAAUCGAAAACUUUUGGGAGUCUUGGACCUCUAGCAUGGUGGUCAAAGUCAAGUGGUUCUACCACCCUGAAGAGACCAAGCAAGGGAAGAGACUGCGAGAUGGCAAGCACGCCCUGUACCAGUCAUGUCACGAGGACGAAAACGAUGUCCAGACAAUCUCGCACAAGUGCCGGGUGGUGAGUCGGGAGGAAUACGAGAGUCUGACGUGCAAUCAGAAGCCCGCCGGUAUUUCUCCGGACCUCUAUUACCUGGCCGGGACAUACGACCCCACCACUGGUCAGCUGGUCACCGCUGAAGGGGUUUCCAUCCUAUGUUGA
Molecule: messenger RNA, 8571 nt
Organism: Nerophis lumbriciformis (worm pipefish)
Lineage: Eukaryota; Metazoa; Chordata; Actinopteri; Syngnathiformes; Syngnathidae
Source: RefSeq, a predicted model, not a curated record